Prunus mume (Japanese apricot) is the source of this 4326-nucleotide messenger RNA. Lineage: Eukaryota; Viridiplantae; Streptophyta; Magnoliopsida; Rosales; Rosaceae. The record is from RefSeq and is a predicted model, not a curated record.
AUGGCUUUGGUUGGAGAGGCUAUUCUCUCUGCCUCCGUGCAGGUGCUGUUUGACAAGAUUGGUUCCAGCGAGUUCGUGGACUUGUUCCGGAGAAAGAAACUGGACGAGUCGCUUGUAAAGAAACUGAAGAUAACGCUAUUGAGCCUCAAUGCAGUGCUUAAUGACGCGGAGGAGAAGCAGUUCACUAACGCUUACGUCAAAGAGUGGCUUGAUGAGCUUCAAGAUGCUGUCUUUGAUGCGGAUAACCUUCUGGAUGAGAUCAAUGCUGAAGUUCUGCGAUGCAAGGUGGAAGCUGAAUAUCGAACCGUCAAAACUCAGGUGUGGAACUUCUUCUCUACUUCUCUUAAUCCUUUUUAUCAAGGCAUGAAUGGUAGGAUUCAAGAGUUGUUUGAUAGAUUAGAACACCUCGCAAAACAAAAGGAUGUGCUUGGCCUGAGAGAAGGUGUUGUUGGGGGGAAGGUUUCUCAAAGAACUCCAACAACUUCCUUGGUGGAUGAAUCUUGUGUGUACGGUAGGGAUGGAGAUAAAGAAAAGCUGAUGAACCUCUUGUUAUCUGAUGAAGCAAGCAACAAGGAUGUAUCUGUCAUCACCAUAGUGGGAAUGGGCGGGGUUGGCAAGACAACCCUCGCUCAGCUCCUUUAUAAUGAUGACAAAGUGAAAAAGCAUUUUAAUCUUAGAACCUGGGCUUAUGUUUCAGAAGAUUUUGAUGUUACUAGGGUAACUAAGACCCUACUUGAGUCAGUCGGUUCAAUAGCUUAUGAUAAUAAAGACCCGAAUUUUCUUCAAGUUGAGCUAGGACAACAAAUAAAGGGCAAGAAAUUUUUAUUUGUGUUGGAUGACCUUUGGAAUGAGAACUAUGGUGAUUUGAGUCUCCUACAACGUCCUUUUGCAUCCGGAGCAAGGGGAAGUAGGGUUAUUGUGACAACACGGAACAAAAGUGUUGCAUCUCUCGUGCGCACCGUUCCAAUUCACUAUUUGAAACAGUUGUCUGAUGAGGAUUGCUGGUUGUUACUUUCAAAACACGCCUUCGAAAAUGGAAACUCAAGUGCAUAUCUAGAGCUAGAAGAAGUUGGUAAGAAAAUUGCUUCUAAGUGCAACGGUUUACCAUUAGCUGCGGAGACACUUGGAGGCCUCUUACGUUUCAACACAAAUUAUGAGGAAUGGAAUAACAUAUUAAGUAGCAAUAUUUGGGAGCUACCCCUUGAGAAAUGUAACACAAUUCCGGCUUUAAGAUUGAGUUACCAUUAUCUUCCAACUCAUUUAAAACGAUGCUUUGCUUAUUGCUCAAUUUUCCCAAAAGGCUAUGAAUUCCGAAAGAAAGAUGUAGUCCUACUUUGGGUGGCAGAAAGUUUAAUUCCACAAGCUGAGAUUGAAAAAAGAAUGAAGGAGCUCACUAAGAAAUACUUUGAUGACUUAUUAUCACGAUCAUUAUUUCAAAGAUCAAGAACUUUUAAAUCACAUUUCAGAAUGCAUGAUCUCAUCAAUGACUUAGCUAUGUCUGUGUCAAAGGAAUCCUGUUUGAGAUGGGAAGGGGGCGAAUCACAUGAAGUUUUGGAAAGAGUUCGGCAUUUGUCGUAUGCUAGAGGGCAAUUUGAUUGUGCUGUGAAAUUUAAGCCAUUAUAUGAGGUCAAGCAUUUGCGAACCUUCCUACCUCUUGGAAGAGAACAUUGUACAAAUUAUGUAAGUAAAAGGGUUUUACAUGAGUUAUUGCCAAAUUUAACAUGUUUACGGGUGCUAAAAUUGUCAACAUAUGAUAAUAUUGUUGAGUUACCCAAUUCUAUUGGUAAUCUCAUUCAUUUGCGCUACUUGGAUCUCUCUAAUACUGCAAUCAAAAGGUUGCCUGCCACAAUUUGCACUCUCUAUAGUCUACAAACAUUACUAUUGGCGGGUUGUUGGUCUCUUUUUGAAUUGCCUGCAGACAUGAGAAAAUUGAUUAACUUGAGGCAUCUUGAUUGUAGUGGAACUCAAAUUGAAGAGAUGCCGGUGCAAAUGGGUAGACUAAAAAGUUUGAGAACAUUGACUACUUUUGUUGUGGGGAAAUCUACUGGGUCGACUAUUGGCGAAUUGGGGGAGUUGUCCCAUCUUGGAGGAAAGCUUUCAAUUUUGAAGCUUAAUAAUGUGGUUGAUGGUAGGGAUGCCUUGCAAGCUAAUUUGAAGAACAAACAAGAUCUCAAGGAGUUAGAGUUGGCAUGGGUCUCCGAAGAUGCCGAUCAUUCCGUAAAGGUGAGAGAUGUACUUGACAAGCUCCAACCUUGCAUGAAUUUGGAGAAAUUGACCGUCAAACUUUAUGGCGGGACCAGCUUCCCAAACUGGUUGGGAGACUCUGCCUUCAAUAAAAUAAAAGUUAUGCGCCUUGUAGGCUGUCAUUAUUGCUUCGAGUUGCCACCGCUUGGACAGCUACCUGCUCUUAAGGAGCUCUUCAUAUGUGAGAUGAAAUUUCUUAGGACGUUAGGUCCUGAGUUGUAUGGUCAGCCAUUUCAGUCAUUUCAAUCACUGGAGAAGCUGGAGUUUGAGGAGAUGCCAGAGUGGGAGGAAUGGGUAUCGAGUGUAAGUGGAGGUCCAGACUUUCCUCGUCUCCAGGAGCUGAUUCUAGAAAAGUGUCCAAAGCUAAGAGGAAGCUUGCCUUGUGAUCUGCCUUGCUAUCGAAGGGCCACUGCUACUACUAGUACUAGUAAUAGUCUCAACUACAAUUGUCUUGAAGAAUUGGAAAUAGAGACAAAGUUCCAAACAGAUCGAAGGGCCACUGCUACUACUAGUACUAGUAAUAGUCUCAACUACAAUUGUCUUGAAGAAUUGGAAAUAGAGACAAAGUUCCAAACAGAAUUGGAAAUAGAGACAAAGUUCCAAACAGGUCUGUUAUCAUUACUAGAGACAGAGUUCCUAUCCCGACUUUACAUUGGACGUUUUAAUGACAUACAGUGCUUGCCCAACAUCAAUGGUCUUAAAAGUUUGAUUCUCUCGAAUUGUCCAACCCUAUCGUCGUUCCCUGAAGAUGGCCUACCCACUUCGUUGACCUCACUUGAGAUUAACAGUUGUAGGAGAUUAGAAUUCCUACCUCUUGAGAUGUUGGCACAAUUAACAUCGCUUCUCUCUUUGUGGCUAGUGAAUAGCUGUGAUUCAAUGAGGUCCUUCCCCUUGGGCAUUUUUCCCAAAUUGAGGACACUUGUUAUUGUGAAUUGUGAGAAUCUGGAAUCGCUUUGCUUGAUUGAAGAAGAAGGAGCGGUCGAGAAUCUCAGUCAUCUCAAUCAUUUAAAUAUCGAAGGCUGUCCAAAUCUGGUGUGUUUUCCCCAGGGAGGAUUGCCCACUCCCAACCUGACUCGAUUGGGUUUCAGUAGAUGCGAGAAGUUGAAGUCAUUACCUGAACGCAUUCACACCCUCGCAGCCGUUGGAACUUUGAAUAUAAGAGAUCUUCAAAAUCUGGAGUCAAUUGCAGAAGAUGGGGGUUUGCCUCCCAACCUCCGAUAUUUUAUAAUUGAGAAUUGUGAGAGACUGAGGGCUUCAUCUUCAUCAGUGGGAGACUACUGUAACUGGGGUUUGCAAGCACUUGUCUCCCUUAAAUUCCUUAAUAUUGGUGGCAGGGGAAGUGAUGAAAUCUUGGAGACGUUGCUCAGGCAACAAUUGCUCCCUACCACUCUUCAGAGUCUCCACAUCAAGGAACUUUCAACUCUGACAUCUUUGGAUGGAAAGGGACUUGCACACCUUACUUCUCUUCAAGAACUAUUUAUUGCUGGGUGUGACAGUCUGGAAUUCCUGCCAGGAGAGGCACUUCAACACCUCACUUCUCUUCAAGAGCUACAUAUUUCCGAUUGCCCGAGUCUCCAACUCCUGCCAGAAGAGGGUCUACCGCCAUCUCUUUCUUUUCUGUACAUCUACAUUUGUUCUGCCCUGGAGAAAAGGUAUGAGAAUAAGACGGGACAAGAUCAUUGGGCCAGCAUAUCUCACAUUCCAUGCAUCCAGAUAAAUGAUGAAGUGACCAUAUGAUGAUAUGAGACAAACAAACUCAGGUCAAACUUGAGAAACUUUCCCAUGUUUGGAGGUCAAAGCAACACUUGUGUAGGCAACCAUGCCCGAGGAGAGUUUACCAUUGUAUAUGGAUUGUUGUUUUUCGACAAACAAAUUGCGGCAAAGAAGGGGAAGGAAUUGUUCUCAAGGUGGAGCUCUAGCAAGAGACCAGCAUUUGGACAAUGUGGAAAACGGAUCCCAAUCUAACAUAACAAGCAUCACUGUCCAUUCAUGAUUAGAGUGGGAGGAAUGAAGACCAGAAGGCCGGUGUCCAGAUUUUCCUCAUCUCAAGGACCUGAAUUUAGACAAGUGUCUGAAGCUAAG